Messenger RNA from Pelmatolapia mariae (spotted tilapia), 3816 nucleotides. RefSeq names its product probable transmembrane reductase CYB561D1 (gene cyb561d1). The transcript is spliced from 3 exons. The record is from RefSeq and is a predicted model, not a curated record. Gene Ontology annotation, molecular function: heme binding; transmembrane monodehydroascorbate reductase activity. Lineage: Eukaryota; Metazoa; Chordata; Actinopteri; Cichliformes; Cichlidae. Bases 3111 to 3812 code for a protein of 233 amino acids.
UUAUUCAAAAGUACAAAACACUGUGGGCCAUGUAAAUCCGUACAUCGCUCAUUCUUUACUUUUUUAAUUGACCAUCAAAAAUAAAAAAAAACUACAGUAAGUUAUUUGAUUUUGAAUCAGAUCUCAAAAACAAAAAUGGAUGUGUUUUUUAUUUCAAUUUUAAACUCAGAUCAAAAAUAUGAAAUUGAAAAACGGGCUGCUGGGCCGAAUCGGAUUUUAUUAUUUAAUUUGCAGGGUUUGGGAGACCCAGUUUGAUAGUCAACUGAAAAAACAAGGACAACAAGGAAAAAAGACUUACAAACUAAACAAACGACCUGCGUGCACUAAUGUGAAGGGUGAUACUGAGACCUUGUAAAGCCCAGGGCUGGCUCAAGAACAGUGGUUCUGAUGUGCAAAAUGUCACGCAAGUGAGAGUCGCUUAAUCUCAUUCUCACGCGGUUCUUGUUCAUGUUCAUGAUGGAGAAUGUCUUCUCGCACAAAUAUGUGAGCCAAACAAGCUCAGUAUUUUCUUAGCAAACGUUCGAAUCUCUUGGAACACGCCUUUAUCCAGCUGGCGGUAAAAGCUGUUGGUGCCGACGGCGAUACUUGGUGUCACACUGCAGCUCAAUGAGCUCCGGCUGCAGAUGGUCAGGAGCAUCAUCAGGGUCCACGGAAGAGGGAGAGGAAAAAGGCGUGAUCUCCUUUUUCAAUAGCUGCAAAAUCCCAAAAGCGCUGUUGAACCUCCUCAGCCAUAGAAGUCUGCUGCAUACCUCCUCAUUGCGCACUAAUAUUGGUCUGUAACUGGUCAUUAUUUCCUGUAGUGAUGGGAAAUGUGUGGUAUUGGGCUGCAUUUGUGACAGAUGUCUUUGGAAAAGUAGCAGUUUGGUCCCAAAGGCUUUGAUGUGUGAAUACAGUUGUCUUACCACUGCAUUUCACCCCUGAAGGCUCCUGUUCAGCGUGUUCACAUGUUGUGUUAUUCCAAGAAUUGUCUGAUUUCCUCCCUAAGAGAGUAGAAGCGCUGCAGUGCAGACCCCCGACUGAGCCAUGUCACGUCAUUGUGAUACACAACAUCUCUGUAUUCAGCCUGGAUGUUGAGUACAAACUGUUGAAACUGGCGGUGGCACAGGGCUUUGGAGCGAAUAUCAUUAAUAGCCUUUAUCACUGGUUUCAGAACAUGGUCGUAUUUCAAAUGUUUAGCAGAGAGUCCUUGUAGGUGAAUAAUACAGUGGAGUUUUAUAGCUUUACCUCCUUCUUUGCUGACUUUGUUAAAGACUAGGGUUGUUAAUCCAUUUCUCUCCCCAGCCACAGCAGGUGCGCCAUCCAUAAUAACCCCAGUGACUUUAUUCCACGGUAGCUUCAUGUCAUCUACGGUGGAACAAGCAGCAGCAAACAAAUCUGUUUCUCUUGUUUGGUCCUUAAGGCUCUGGAGGUUCAUUCAUGUUCAUUUCAUUGUCCACUCUUCUAAAAAAAAUCAGUGACAGAGGCUGCGGGCCAGUGGAAAUUUGAACACGGGCCGGACUUUGGACAUGCCUGGCCUCGGGCCCCUCAGGUUGGCUGACCAGCUCCUCCUGAGCGUGCCCAGGACUAAUCGUAAGCUCAGAGGGGAUCGGGCGUUUGCUGUGGCAACACCAAAAGUGUGGAAUGAGUUGCCUUUACAUGUUAGACCUUAUCUGUUUUUAAAUCACAUCUUAAAACAUAUCUAUGUACCUUGGCUUUCAGCACAGCAGGACCUGUUGAUCUCUCUUAAUAUGUUUUUUAUUAAUUAUAUAUAUAUUUUUAUUUUAAGACAUUUUAUAUAUAAUUUAAACUGUUUUCUCUUUGUUUUAUAUUUGUAGUACUUUGGCCAACAUUGUUGGAUGUAAAGUGCGUUAUAAAUAAAGAUGCUAUGCUAUGCUAAGGGAAGCAUGUAUAAUGUAAACAGAAUUGGUCCUAGCACUGAACCCUGUGGAACUCCAUAAUUAACCUCAGUGUGUGAAGAGGACUCUCCAUUUACAUGUACAAAUUGGAGUCUAUUAGAUAGAUAUGAUACAAACCACUGCAGUGCAGUACCUGUAAUACCUACAGCACAUUACUCUAUAAAAAGUAUUAUGGGUAACUGAACGCUGCACUGAGGUCUAGCAGAGAUGUGUCUGCUCUCAAAGCCCAAAGAAGAUCAUAACUGUGAUAGCGUCUGAAACCUGCAGAUGAUCAGCUGUUUCAAGACUUUUUGGGAUACAAGACAGAUUGGCCUAUAAUUAGCUAACACGGUAAACUGAUGACUUUUUAACGGUCUAAUUACUGCUACCUUGACAGGCCUGUGGAACAGAGAUCAUAUUUAACAUACAUGCAUAUAAGAUGUAAUGUCCUUGCCUCCAUUUACACCAAUUAGGCAUAAUGUUAUGUUAGUUACCCCUUUGCUGCAAAAACGUCCCUGACCCCUGAAGGUGCUGUGGUAUCGGGAACCAAGAUGUUAGCAACAGAUUCUUUAAGGCCCGACAUUUGUGAGGACUUGUUUGGAUUGUGAAAUGGGGAAUGUGGAGAUUCAGCAGCUCAAACCAGUCCUGGACACGUGUUGCAUUAUCCUGCUGAGACAGGGUGUACAUGAUCUGCAACAAUGUGCAUUAAUAAUUGAUGAGUCUACAAUAAUCAUUUUCACCUAUCUACAUGUUGUGUACAUGUAGUGAGUUUAAAAUUCGCUCAGUUAACGCUGUUUUGUGCCUAUGCACGGUUCUUAGUAUUUCUCCCUGCGCUUGGCUGGACUAUCGUUUGUAGUUGCAGCGGCUGACACGAGAAUCAGGAAAUACAAGUCGGGUCAGCUCACUCUGCGUAGUUUCUUCGAGAGAAGGUCGAAGCAGGAAGCAGAAGCAACGCCACCAGCGUCGGUGUGGCAGCUCAGUGACUGUGUGCAGACUUUCUACACACCGCCCGCUCUGUUUGCGUCCUCAGGCGGAAAUGGCCUUAACACGAUGAAUUUCGUAGAAAGGAUGCCGUGCGCACACACGAGCCUGGGCAAAGCACCGACUCUGAUGCUGUAACCGCGCGACUAUGGAGCUCGUGCAGCCCGACAGCACGGGCUCCUCGUCGGUCCUCUCCAGCACACCUUGUAUUCCCGCCGGACGCUGGAGCAGGUAGCCAGAGAGGCUGUAAGCAGCAUGCGGUCAGACGUGGAGUACAGCCCGGUGGGAGAGGGCCUGGGUAUGCGGGACUUCUGGCUGUACGUGUGGCUGCGGAGAGUGGCGGUGAUAGCGACUCAUGUCACCGGCCUGGGCCUGACGCUCGUCCUCUCCCUGCUGUCCAGACCCGGAACCAGUCUGUUCUCUUGGCAUCCCAUGUGUAUGUCUGUCGCUUACUGCCUGUGCAUGACCGAAGGUAUCCUGCUGUUCUCAGCAGAGGGAUCUCCCUUCUGCUUCAAAUCAUGGAAGAGUAAAGUCCGUCUCCACUGGUUCUGUCAGGCUCUGGUCCUGAUCGCUGCAGCCACUGGACUUUGGUUCAUUGUGGCCAGCAGGAAUGUGUCAGAGCUCCCACACCUGGCCUCCUGGCACAGCCUGCUGGGCAUAUGUACGCUGACCGCCACCGUGCUCCAAACGGCCUGCGGCAUCGCUGUGAUUUUCCCCAAGCUGCUGCGUCUCUCCUGCCCCUCGUCCAGACUGAAGCUGUACCAUGCCACCUGCGGCCUGGUGGUCUACCUGUUUUCCACAGUGACAGUGAUGUCUGCCAUGUUCACUGACUGGUUCCAGGCCACGGUGAAGGGGGUGGCGUGGUGGGCCUUCCUCAUCCUGCCUCUAUUCCCUGCCUUGGUGGUGAUGAGCCAGAUCACUAAUGCCUAUCUACCCCGCAAGAAGCUGACCAGCUAGGAAC